Messenger RNA from Neogale vison (American mink), 842 nucleotides. It is a transcript of the gene TP53TG5, whose product is annotated as TP53 target 5. Lineage: Eukaryota; Metazoa; Chordata; Mammalia; Carnivora; Mustelidae. The record is from RefSeq and is a predicted model, not a curated record. The transcript is spliced from 4 exons. Bases 93 to 842 code for a protein of 249 amino acids.
CCUGAGUGCUGGCCCAACUGAGAGGGGCAGGGAGCAGGUGGUGCCUGGUACCAGUCUUGCUCCAUCUGUUUUUGAGGUCUCACAGCCCCAGUAUGAGUCCAUCAGCAAAGAAGAGGCCCAAGAAUAGAAUGGUUUCCAAGAUACAAGAUGAAGAACCACAGGACAAGAUACCACAACCUGUCAGCAAAGUAAUCGGCCGGAACCGACUUAAGAUGGUAUUAAAAAACUUGUCGCUCUUGAAGCUGCUCAAGAGCUCGAACCCCCGGAUCCAAGAACUGCAUAACCUGGCCAAAAGGUGUUGGAAUUCACUGCUCAGAGUUCCAAAGAUCCUUGGGAUCUCCACUGGGAGCAGCAAUGUCUGCGAUAGAGUGGAACGAGGUAACGAAGAGCUCCAAGAUGCUGGGUGCCCCAAGAACAUCCUGGAAUCCAAGAAAUUCGAGUCCACGGGGGAGCCCACGGUGGGGAUGGAGGAGAAGAACAAGGCCCAGCAGUCACCCAAAGCAGCGUGCCAGAGCAAGGCGCAGGUGGAGCCCGAGCUCCCCAGGACCUCAAAGGACCAUGGCCUGACCACUUGCCCUGGAGCUCAGAGGAGGCAAUCACCCACUGGGGACCCCCGCAUCAUCUUCCUGAAGACCUACCAGCAUAGAAGUCCCGUGGGGGACAAGCAGCAGCUGGAAGCAGCUGAUCAGUGGAUCUGGUUUGAAGGGUUGCCCACGCGAAUCCACCUCCCAGGGCCCCGGGUGAUGUGCAGACCAUCUGCCUUGCGCUGGGUCAAGCGCUGCUGUACCCGCUUCUGCUCUGCAUCACUUGAGCUACCCAUGUGCCAUCUAUACAAAGUGUGA